Molecule: messenger RNA, 900 nt
Organism: Cercopithifilaria johnstoni
Lineage: Eukaryota; Metazoa; Nematoda; Chromadorea; Rhabditida; Onchocercidae
Source: the annotation of a GenBank genome assembly
AUGAUAAUGCCUUAUGUUAUUGCAAGUUUUACAGGUGAUUUUGAGAAAGCUAAUUCGAUUUUGGCGAAUUUUGAUCAUCGUUAUCCAGGAUAUGCUGUUAUUGCACUACGUCGAAUAGGAAUCGAACGGCGCUUUGCGAUGAAACAAGCAGGAGAUAGAGAUUCUCCGGACUAUUCUUCUGUGAUAUCACGCUUUGAGCGUCUCAUACACGAUUCACGUACUCCACGUAAGCUGUCUGCAUUUUAUGCCCUGAAACUAGCAAGAUUUCAUGCCAAAACACGAAAUGAUCGUAGGCUCGCUGAAAAAAUCAUCAGGGAUGCAAUAAAUCGUGAUAAGAGCAAUCCACAACUCUACUUGGCGCUGGUCGAUUUAGCCUAUACUGCGCCAAUAUUUAAUGAACGAAGUGUGAUCGAAGCAUUGAAUGAAGUUCUUGAAAGUGACCAGCUUUCUGAUGAAGACAAACUUCGUUUUUCUCAGAGAAAGUUGGACUUUUUGGAGGAUUUGGGGACAGACGUUGAAGCCCUCCAGAAGCAUCUCGAAUAUCAUACACAACUUCAAAAAAGUAUUGAGAAUAUUGCUGUACCAAAUAAAAGAGUUGCUGAUUUGAGAGGUUCUAGUGAUCCAAUUGAGAAAAAGAUGCGGACAGCUGAAUGUUACACGGCAUAUUCAACUCACCAACAGCAGCAAUACUAUGCAGCUGCGCCUAGCACAGAUAAUGGUGUAGCAUCAGUAGCGGCAGCAUAUGGAACAAUACCAGCAGCAGCUACAGCUGGCCAACAACAACCACCGCUAUCCAACACAGCUCAAUAUUAUUAUCCUGGACAGCAACAACAGCAACCAGCGAUAGUUCAACCGGUUCCUGUUUUAACAACGAUUCAGCCGAAUUAUGUUCAACAGUAA